Baudoinia panamericana UAMH 10762 is the source of this 2173-nucleotide messenger RNA. RefSeq lists its product as uncharacterized. Gene Ontology annotation, biological process: proteolysis. Lineage: Eukaryota; Fungi; Ascomycota; Dothideomycetes; Mycosphaerellales; Teratosphaeriaceae. Gene Ontology annotation, molecular function: zinc ion binding; metallocarboxypeptidase activity. The transcript has a single exon. Bases 82 to 1827 code for a protein of 581 amino acids. The record is from RefSeq and is a predicted model, not a curated record.
CAGGCUUCGACAUUCUGAGCUGUUUUCGCAUCUCAUACGACACCUGGCGGUACUUCGAAGAGCGUCACUGCAGCAGUGACAAUGCACCUGACAUUGGCGUCGCUACUGGCGUUGCCAUUCGGCCUGCUCCAAGUCGUGCUUGCCGUCCCAGCGCCCGCGGACUACGCUCAGCAACACCCUUUGGAUGUCGCAGCCUUGCCCAAACAAGCCACAUGGAAACGGCUGUCAGACCGUAUCAUAGAGUCCAUAUGGAAAGAUGGAGCCCACGAAACUGACAAGGACCUGCCUGAUCCAUUUGCGUUUCGGGGAUACGAUCGAGAAGUGGUAAUAAGAUUCAAUGUCAGCACAGCAGAGGAAGCCCGAAGCUUAGCAGAGGCAUCAGAGACGCUUCUUCUGGAUAUCUGGGGCUUUUCGCAAGAAUGGGUCGACAUCCGAAUACCCAAGGAUAUUGUGAAGCCAAUGCUUGGCCUUCUGCCCUCGAGUCUACAGCGGUCUUACAUCCCGCUGCUGCGUGAGAGAGAACUAUCGGAGGCCGUCCGCGCCACAUACUUGACCGCUAGAAACCGUGGACCAGCUAUCAAAGCGAAAGACUCGUUAGACAGUGGCAGCCACAUUCAUAUCGAUCAAAUGGAUAAGGUUGGCGCAACCGAAGAAGACCUGUUCUUCUCUCAGUAUCGGCCACUUUCCGUUCUUCACCCGUGGAUGCGUUUCCUUGCCUCAAUUUAUCCUGGACAUGUCCAAAAGAUUAACAUUGGCAUUUCUGCUCAGGGACGGGGCAUACCUGCUUUGCGGGUCGGUAAUUCGAAGCGGCCAAACCGUGAAACGGUGCUCAUCGUGGGCGGCUUGCAUGCUCGCGAAUGGAUCAGUACCAGCACAGUCAGUUACGUGGCCUACCAUUUCGUCACAUGCUACGGCAACUCUGCGCGCAUAACCGCACUUAUGGAUCAGCUGGACUUCGUCUUCGUCCCGACUCUGAACCCUGACGGAUAUGCGUAUACGUGGGAGACGGACCGUUUAUGGCGCAAGAACAGACAGCGGACAGGUCUACGCUUCUGCCAAGGCAUUGACCUCGAUCGGGCAUUCAGCUUCCAAUGGGACGGUGACAGUACCACGUCCGGCAACCCUUGCUCAGAGUCAUUUGCGGGUGAACAGCCAUUCGAGGCUGUGGAGGCAAAAGCUUUGGCCGACUGGGCCAAGAAUGAAACGACGCACAACAAUGUCACUUUCGUUGGUUUCCUUGACAUGCACAGCUACGCACAGGAGAUACUGUACCCUUAUAGCUUCUCCUGUGACGAGAAACCGCCGGGUCUGGAGAAUCUGGAGGAGCUAGCGAUAGGUAUCGAGAAGGCCAUCCGCUCCACGCAUGGUCACAAGUACGAGAUUAUGCCCGCUUGUGAAGGAAACGUCGCCGUCAACAACGGGUUUCGGCAGUCCCUUUCGCCACGGAUGGAAGCCUCUGGUGGCUCGAUCUUGGACUGGUUCUACCAUGAGAUGCACGUGAGAUACGCCUAUCAACUUAAGCUGCGCGAUAAGGGCCUAUACGGUUUCUUACUGCCAGCGGAGAAUAUCAUACCAACCGGUGAGGAGAUACUGGAGGCUGUUCUUUAUUUUGCGGAAUUCUUGGGCGAUGUGUACGGCAGUGGGAUGGACGUCAAAGAAUCCACUGCGAAUGGCAAGGUCCAGAACGAUCAGGGUGUGCCAAAAGACAAAGACUUCGCUUUCAGCGCUGAUGAUAUUGGGGACGACUGGGUCGUGAUUGACGGCCAAGCGGAAUUGAGUAUGUCCGAUCUGAUGCUUAGUGAGAGUUUAAGGCAACGGCAGGAUUGACGAACGCCAUGUACUUGCACAUGUUUGUUAUGUUAUACAUACAUACAUGUUUCUAGCCUUGUUGUGCAGACUCCACGACUUGUUUUUUUCCAGACAUGCACUUUCUCAAGCAAGACGUCGUAGCUGUAAAUCAACCUCAUCAAUCAGUGGUCAAUGAAUAUAUGCCGGCUACUUGAACUUAGUCUGCCUCGGCAUCGCAAGGGUUCAUCGAAUAGCGUCGAGCUGCAAUUUGUGUCGUGAUUGCUUCCUUCGACUCACCAGUGCAACUGGUCCAGCAUGAGCGUCGAGUUGAGGCGUUACUCUUCCGACACUGCCAUCUCGUAGAACUUGCAACAUGCCGGCGGAG